Messenger RNA from Paramecium pentaurelia, 387 nucleotides. Lineage: Eukaryota; Ciliophora; Oligohymenophorea; Peniculida; Parameciidae. The record is from the annotation of a GenBank genome assembly.
AUGAAUUAAACAUUGCUAACCCUACAAAAUCCGCCUAAAAAGAUUUGUGUCAGAUGUAAUUAAGAAAUUGAUGGAAUUAUUUGUUGGAAGGUUUUUAAAUGGGCAGCAAUUAGAUUUAGUAUUUUAACAGUUAUCUGUAUCCCAGGUCUAUUUUUUUUGCAAUAUGAAAUUGGUAUAAUAUGGGCAUCUGGAAUAGGAAUUUGGGCAUUAUUUUUUUUCUUGGUUAUGUUAUGUUCAUGUCAUUCACAAACACCAGGACCUGGAUUGGAAAGGGAAUUAAGGGAAUAAAGAGAGAUAUAAGAAAUGAUGUGGGAAAAAUAGGAGAAAGAAUUCGAAAAAAGACAAAAAAAGAUCAAUAAAGAAAAUAAUAUAUAAUGGAAUGAUUGA